UGAGAGCCACACAAUUCCAAACCAUUUGCAUUUUCUCAAUGGGCUCCUCCAUUUUCUCACUGGCCCCCCUCACUGUCUUCCUCCUCUUCGUCUCCGCCUUCUCCCUCCGCUCCUCUUUAGCAGCAGAAAAAUCGAGCACUCCGCCCAUCGUUGUUGCCGCCUGCAAGGCCUCACGUGACCCAGCAUCAUGCCAGCUUGCAUUGAACCAGUCUCGUCACGUGUCUCCCGGCACUACUGUUCUCCAGCUCUUCCAGUCCCUACUGAAUCUCACUUUCCAGAAUCUGGACACCGCCGAAUCGCAGUUGAAGAAGAUCCUGGCCGGAUCUACUGGAAAUCUCAACCGUACGAUGGCCGCUAAUAACUCCCUCGAGGCAAUCGGUUACUCUCGAUACCGGGUCGGGUUGACGGACCAACACGGGCUUGCAGGUGAUAGGUUGAAGGACGGCCGUGCGUGGCUGAGCGCCGCCUUAUCCUACCAGUACGGUGCCCGUUCCGACUUGAGAAACGUCAACGACACUGCAGAUGUGAUUGACGCUAUGGCAUUUAUGAAUGACACCUUAAUUGUGACGACCAGCACCGUCCUGAGCAUGCUCGCGAAUUACGACCUCCACGGUGAGAAUACCAGCUUGUGGGGCCCUCCAGUGACGGAACGGGACGGCUAUUGGGAGCCGGCUGGCGGGUCGUGGUCGGAAUUCGAAGGCGGCGUUCCAAAGGAACUGACCCCGAACGCCACGGUGUGUAAAUGCGGUGGCUGCAACUACAAGACGGUGCAGGAGGCGGUGGAUGCUGCGCCGGAGUCUAAGCCGGCCGAGCGGUUCGUGAUUUGGAUCAAAGGCGGAGUUUACGAAGAGACGGUCCGGGUGUCUCUGUACAGGUAUAACGUCGUAUUACUGGGAGAUGGCAUUGGCAAAACUGUAAUUACGGGCUCCCUAAAUGUGGGCCAACCCGGAAUCACUACGUCCGAGUCCGCCACCGUCGGUAUUCUCGGCGACGGCUUCAUGGCGAGCAACAUCACAUUCGAGAACACCGGAGUUGGGGCUCAGGCAGUAGCCUUCCGAUCCGACGGCGACCACACCCUCAUCGAAACCUGCGAAUUCAAAGGAAACCAAGAUACCCUUUAUGCUAAAUCCCUGCGGCAUUACUACAAAUCUUGCCGCAUCCAGGGUAAUGUGGACUUCAUUUUCGGCAACUCCGCUGCAUUCUUCCAGGACUGUGAGAUCCUGGUCGCGCCGAGGCCAUUUCAGCCGGAGAAAGGUGAGAAAAACGCCGUCACGGCCCACGGGAGAAACGACCCAGCCCAGACAACGGGUUUCGUCUUCCACAAUUGCUCCAUCAACGGCACGGAGGAGUACAUGAAGUUGUACCACAGCAACAGUAAGGUGCACAUUACUUACCUCGGACGGCCAUGGAAGGAGUAUUCAAGGACAGUCUUCAUAGGGUCCAGCUUUGAGGUGAUCAUCUCCAAGGAUGGGUGGUCUCCUUGGCAGGGCGAUUUCGCCCUUAGCACGCUUUACUACGCAGAAUUCGAGAAUAUUGGAGCCGGAGCUAACACGGCCGGGCGUGUGAGUUGGAGUAGCAAUAUUCCGCGGGAGCAUCUUAACUCUUACUCUGUUCAUAAUUUCAUCCAAGGUGAUGGAUGGAUUCCUGUUUCAGACAAUGCCUUGUAAGUGUUAAAGAUUAUUACUGUAAUUUGCGAGGAAUCAGGGCUAAUCUACUUACAAUAGCAAUGUUUUGUUGUCUUGUACAGUUUUAUAUGCAGGAACAUUCCAAAUUGCAUUUCAAACAGCAAGUAUGCUACAGGUUCCGGAUUAUUGAUAAUUUUUGUACUAAUGAUUUGGAUAUUGUAACUCUUUGGACAUUUUUAUUUACUUUUUUAAAAGUACAUCAUGUUCCGUAUAUUACCAUAAAAUUAAAUCAAUGAACCUGCCCCAGUCAAUAUCCUCUGAUCUCCUCUUCAUCUUCUC
Molecule: messenger RNA, 1964 nt
Organism: Cuscuta europaea
Lineage: Eukaryota; Viridiplantae; Streptophyta; Magnoliopsida; Solanales; Convolvulaceae
Source: the annotation of a GenBank genome assembly